UAACGGUACGUAAUAUCCUUUUCGAAAUAAAAAGCUAUGGCUUCUACUUUUCUCGCAACUUCAUGCAUUACCAUCUCCACCCCGUCCAAAUUUUCUCACAAACCAUCCCAACUUUUCGUACAUGCAAAAUGUAUCGAUAACUAUAAGUUGAAUUGCAAAAUAAAAAAUAGCACUGCCAAUCAUGAUGAUGAAGGAAGAAAUUUUCCAGGUAAAGUUGACAGAAGAAAUGUCCUUCUUGGAUUAGGAGGGUUUUAUGGAGCAGCAAAUUUUAUCGGUAUAGCCAACGUGCCAUUUGCCUUAGGGCUUCCAGUACCAGCCCCUGACCUUUCAACAUGUAGUACAGCAAGUCUUGCUGAUGGUUCACCUAUACCCUUCAAUUGUUGUCCACCACUCCCUAAAAAAGACCUUACUAAUAUCCCUACUUAUCAACUUCCUUCUGUGUCUAAGCUUAAGGUUCGACCAGCUGCACAUAGUGUGGAUCAAGACUACAUAACCAAAUACUCUACUGCUAUUCAAAGAAUGAAGUCAUUGGACAAAGAUGAUCCAUUGAACUUCAUGCAACAAGCCAAUAUCCAUUGCGCUUAUUGCAACACUGGUUACAAAGAACUAGGGUUUCCAGGCGUGCCGUUGCAAGUUCACUUCUCGUGGCUAUUUUUCCCUUUCCAUAGAUGGUACUUGUACUUCUUUGAAAGAAUUCUUGGGUCAUUAAUAGGUGAUGACACUUUUGCUUUGCCAUUUUGGAACUACGAUACUCAAGUUGGCAUGCAAAUGCCAUCUUUGUACAAUGUUGUUAAUUCACCAUUGUACGAUUCAAAUCGCAACCAAAACCAUUUUCCUCCUAAUGUCAUCGACUUAGGGUUCACUACAAUCGACCUCGAUGCCACUGAUGAACAAAAAAUCAACAAUAAUCUCACUAUGAUGUAUCGUCAAAUGAUCACGAAUGCCCCUUGUCCUCAGCUUUUCUUUGGAAACCCGAUACGUGGAGGGGAACAACCUAUCCGCGGUAUGGGUACUAUUGAGAAUAUCCCACACAAUGCGGUGCAUCGAUGGGUUGGUAAUCCAAAUAAUAAGUUCAGGGAGAACAUGGGGACUUUUUAUUCAGCUGCUCGGGAUCCUAUCUUCUAUGCCCAUCAUGCCAAUAUUGACAGGAUGUGGACAAUAUGGAAGACUUUAGGAGGCAAACGCCAUGACUUCAAUGACAGGGAUUGGCUAGAUAGUGCCUUCUUGUUCUAUGAUGAAAACCGCAACCUUGUCAAAGUGACGGUCCAAGAUUGCUUAAACGUCGAGAAACUAGGAUACAUGUACCAAGAUGUGCCUAUCCCAUGGAGGAAUUUCAGGCCAACUCCACCUAAGAAAAAGGUCAAGAAGAAUGCCAAGAGUGUGAAACCAGCCACCAAAAUCUUCCCAUCUAGAUUGAAUAAAACUUUGUCAUUUUCGAUCCAGAGACCUAAGAUCUCAAGAAGUAAUGAAGAUAAGGAAAGGGAAGAGGAGCUGCUCGUCUUCAACAACAUGAAAUUCGACGAAAAUGAAUACAUAAGAUUUGAUGUUUUCAUCAAUGAAGACGAAGACGUGAAGGCGAAGGUUCUCGACAGGGCAGAGUAUGUUGGUAGCUUUGCAAACUUGCCUCAUAUGCAUAAUGAAGCUGGUGAUCAGAACACAGCAGCCACAAUUCCAGCUACUAUGAGUUUGGCGAUCACUGAGAUUUUAGAGGACUGUGGGCUUGAAGAUGAGGAAGAAAUUGUAGUGAUUCUUGUGCCACACUCUGGAGGCAAAGAGAUCACUAUUGGCAGCGUGGAGAUUAACACUGUUGCUUGUGCAACUUGAAGUUCUCUGCGUGCUCCUAUAAAUCUGCAUUAUGUAUUACGUAAUCUCUUUUUCGUUUUGGUUGUUUCUCUUCCCCCUCUUUUCUUUUGCCUUCUAUUGUACAUUUUCUGGUUUGACUUUAAUGUUUUUCGUAAUAAGAUUUUUUAUCUUGCAAGUA
Nicotiana attenuata is the source of this 1981-nucleotide messenger RNA. RefSeq names its product polyphenol oxidase E, chloroplastic-like. Gene Ontology annotation, biological process: pigment biosynthetic process. The transcript has 2 exons. Bases 37 to 1824 code for a protein of 595 amino acids. Gene Ontology annotation, molecular function: catechol oxidase activity. The record is from RefSeq and is a predicted model, not a curated record. Lineage: Eukaryota; Viridiplantae; Streptophyta; Magnoliopsida; Solanales; Solanaceae.